This is a messenger RNA of Parnassius apollo (apollo), 750 nucleotides long. The record is from the annotation of a GenBank genome assembly. Lineage: Eukaryota; Metazoa; Arthropoda; Insecta; Lepidoptera; Papilionidae.
AUGGAUUCAGAUCACAUCAGUCAUCUUCUGGAAGAUGUUUCAACACCGGAAACCAGCGACAUCGAAGACCCGUCUCACGAUGACGAGGGAGAGUAUGGUUCUGAGGAAGAUUAUCGUCCAUCUGCUAAGUCGGAAUCUUCCGAGAAUGAAAUCGGGUUCAAUGGAAUCUCAUCAUGCCAUCUUACUUAUUCUUCGGCUAGUAACGAUAAUAAUGCACCGGUAAGUCCGUCUCUGCUAACUCAAGAAGAUAUAACUGCCGUGAAUACAGUCCUUCAGUCUCCGGAGGUGGAACAGCCUGAUGUACAAACGUCUAGUGAUAAUUUGCUGCCUAACGACAUCGAUAUUUUUCUUCAAUCUCCAGAGGUGGAACAGCCUGCUGCGCAAAUAGUCACCAAUUCAGCGCAGCUCCAAAACGUUGAAGGGUGGUCAAAAACGACUACAUCAAUUGCUGAUUUCCACUUUUACGAGUUAUUAACAGGACCAAAGUUUGAUGUAAAUCUCAUUCACACGCCAAUAGAUAUAUUCCAAUUAGUUUUUCCCGAUAGCCUUAUGGAUCACAUGAUUGAUUGUACAAAUAAGUAUGAUGAGAAACUAUCUAGUCAAGAUGGGUCCCGCACGAGGAAUAUUUGUCACUAUAAAUUUCGACCUGUGGGUAAGCAGGAUAUGUUAUCUGUUUUUGGCUUAUGCCUUCUUCAAGGGCAAUUGAAAUUCCCCGUUAGACAGUUUUUUUUCAAUGAUCCGCUGUACUAA